UUAAAUAGCAUGCGAAUAAAUUCAGAUUCAGUAUUUCAAAAUAGCAUGGCAAAAGCAAUCUUUAUUAUAUUACUCCAUUUCUGGGUUUAUUGGUUUCCAGCAUAUGCGACCGUCAAGUUUGGAAAUGUUAACUGCUCCGCAGAUCAAACUGACGUGCUCAGUAUGGAGGAGUGCCGAAUAAAGGCUAUAAAUCGCAAUCUCAAUAUGAUUAAAAUCAGAUUUUUGCUAAAACAAAAAAUUUCAGAGCUUCAGAUGAAUUUUCAAUUUUUUAAACGUGAACGGGGUGGCUGGCAUCCAUUUCUAUAUAAUAUUAAUGUAAAUAUGUGCGAGUUUUUCCAACGGCCUAAUAGAUUUCUGGUGUUGAAUACAUUCUUCAAAUUUUGCAAAAAGUAUACAAGUUUGAAUCAUACCUGUCCCUAUAUGCCAAAUGAAUCAAUUGAAAUAAUGAAUUAUACAAUAAAUGAGAAAGAUAUCUUACAAAAAUUUCCUGUUGAGUCCGGAGUAUAUGCAUUGCGCAUAAUCUGGUAUCACAAUAAAAAAUCUCUAUUACAAAUCAAUGGCACAGUGGAUUAUACCGAAUAGGACAUGGACACAAAUAUAAAAGUAUAUGUAUUAUUAUUUUCAUAUUUUUUGGUGUUUGAUAUUGGAAUAUUUCAGCUUAAAAAAAGAAUAUAAUAAAAUGUAAUUUGACUAA
Molecule: messenger RNA, 694 nt
Organism: Drosophila innubila
Lineage: Eukaryota; Metazoa; Arthropoda; Insecta; Diptera; Drosophilidae
Exons: 4
Coding region: 10-582 (190 amino acids)
Source: RefSeq, a predicted model, not a curated record